Molecule: messenger RNA, 543 nt
Organism: Glycine soja
Lineage: Eukaryota; Viridiplantae; Streptophyta; Magnoliopsida; Fabales; Fabaceae
Exons: 1
Coding region: 1-543 (180 amino acids)
Source: RefSeq, a predicted model, not a curated record
AUGCCGCUUUACUCCAAGUUCAUGAAAGACAUCCUCACCAAGAAGGGGAAGUAUAUUGAUAAUGAAAACAUUAUGGUGAGAGGCAACUACAGUGCAGGUUUACAGAGGAAGCUACCCAAGAAGUUCAAAGACCCCGGAAGUGUAACUAUCCCUUGCACCAUAGGGGAAGAGGCGGUAGACAAGGCCUUCAUUGACUUAGGGGCAAGUACGAACCUGAUGCCUCUAUCAAUGUGUAGAAGAAUUGGUGAUCUGAAGAUAGACCCUACCAGGAUGGCGCUUCAGCUAGCAGACCACUCAAUCACAAGACCAUACAGGGUGGCAGAAGAUGUCCUAGUCAAAGUCCGCCACUUCACUUUUCUGGUGGACUUUGUCAUUAUGGAUAUCGAAGAAGAUACAGAGAUUCCUCUUAUCUUAAGUAGACCCUUCAUGUUGAUUGCCAAUUGUGUGGUGGAUAUGGGGAAUAGAAAUCUAGAGUUGAGCGUUGACAAUCAGAAGGUGACCUUCGACCUGUUUAAAGCAAUGAAGUACCCAAAGGAAAGCUAG